Manihot esculenta (cassava) is the source of this 930-nucleotide messenger RNA. Its product is annotated as nudC domain-containing protein 2. Gene Ontology annotation, biological process: protein folding. The record is from RefSeq and is a predicted model, not a curated record. The transcript is spliced from 5 exons. The coding region runs from base 98 to 574 and encodes 158 amino acids. Lineage: Eukaryota; Viridiplantae; Streptophyta; Magnoliopsida; Malpighiales; Euphorbiaceae. Gene Ontology annotation, cellular component: cytoplasm.
CGGGGAUGACAAAUAUUAGAAUUUGCGAAAAGGGCAGAACGAUCAUAGGAGUUCAGAAGUAACCAAAACCAGCGCGAAAUAAACCCUGGCGGUUGAGAUGGCUGAGAAAUUGGCUCCAGAGAAACGCCACAGCUUCAUCCAUAACGGUCAAACUGUAUUUGAAUGGGAUCAAACCCUAGAAGAGGUCAAUAUCUACAUCAAUUUACCCCCAAAUGUUCACUCAAAGCAAUUUUAUUGCAAGAUUCAAACCAAACAUCUUGAAGUUGGCAUCAAAGGCAAUCCCCCGUAUCUCAAUCGUGAGCUCUCCUGCCUAGUGAAGACUGAUUCUUCCUUUUGGACUUUAGAGGAUGGUAUAAUGCACAUAACACUGCAAAAAAGGGAUAAGGGUCAGACAUGGUCUUCUCCUUUAUUGGGUCAGGGACAGUUGGAUCUUUACUCCUCUGAUCUCGAACAGAAGCGGCUCAUGCUUCAGAGAUUUCAGGAAGAGAAUCCAGGUUUUGACUUCUCCCAGGCACAAUUUACAGGGAGCUGUCCUGAUCCUAGGACAUUUAUGGGCGGAAUCCGCAUUGGUUGACAAUGUUGAUGUGCUAGAUGAAUGGGACUGACCCCUUUCCAAUAACUAAAACAAUCAAUCAUGCUUGUCCUCUGUUGUGCUUCUUUCAUCUUCAUGGUUCGAUUUCGACCAAAAUUAUGGCAAUAUCUGUAAUAAGCACUGUAAGGUUUGGCCAGUUGUUUGUCCUGCUUAGAGUUACUUGUUUAUGAGUGUAAAGCUUCCCCCCCCACACACCCCACCCCCUCUCUCCAAGAUUUCUUUAUUUUAUAGCUAUGUGUCCUUUCUUAAGUUUCUUGUCCUAUUUUCUGGGGCAUGGUAAAUUAUACUUAUUCUGUCAGAAAUCAAAAUCUCAAGCCAGCUUACUAGAGUUUAACCAU